GUUUAUCAUUUCAUUUUGGAAACAGCAAUGACAUCAGGAAAAGAAAUUAACUUCUCCGGGACUCUUUGAUCAUUGCCAGGGAUGGACAAACAAAAAGAAAUCGAGACUCAUCAGACCAGGCAACAUUCUUCCAGUCUUCAACUGUCCAAUUUUGUGCUGAACCGGCUCAUCACAGACCUCCAUUCCUUCCUGGCUGUGCUGGACAGUGAGAACCUCAGCUACAUUGCCCAGGCCCAGAAGAAGUCCAUCUCAGAGCUGCUGUCCAAGCUGCAAGAUACCCCUGUCGAGGAUGCUGAGUACAUGAUCAUGAGCUGUCCCUCAGGGGCCCCAAGCAACGAUCUCAGGGAAACCCAGCUGUCAAGAACAGAUUACCUUUUCCAGUCAGGAUCUGACCUGGACUCAGCUGUGGAGCCUUUGUCCUUCGUCUCUACUGAAUGGCCACGGAAAGGGAGCAAGGGGCCUGCUGUACCACCCCACCCCCCGGAGGGCUUAGAUGAGGACUGCUAUGAAGAGGCUGAGCCGUUUGUUCCAAUCAAUCACCCCACAGACCAAAUUGACUCUGACAGCAGUCACUACGAGUCAUAUGGCGAGGAAGACGAGGAGGAGUUUGUGAAGGACCGGGCACAUUAUAUCCAAUGGAGUUCCUCACAGCCCUGUCUGAGGCCUGCUCCUGAGUCCCGCAUCUGUGGAUACCUAUGGAGGAAGAAAUGGCUGGGCCAGUGGACCAAACAGCUCUUUCUCAUUCGCAACAAUCUGCUCUUGUGCUACAAAUGUGCCAAGGACCUCCACCCGCUGGUGGAGAUGAACCUGCAUGGCUGCCAGGUGGUUUACAAGUCCAAGCACAACAAGAAGAUGCAGCAUGAGCUCAAGGUGGUGGCUGGCUCCGACACGGUGGUGAUGGGUUUCCAGAGCUGCCAGCAAGCGGAGGAGUGGAGGAAGAUCAUCGAGGAGGUGAGCGGCUCCUCCUAUUAUGGGCUGGACUCUCAGAGUUCCUCGUUCCUCAAGUGUGAGAGACUGGACUCUUGCAGGUCAAGCACAGUCAUUCACACUUCGGACUCAGAUGAAGAUAAACUGUCUGCGUUGCCCUCUGCUCACAACAGUGUGGAAAUAAAGGAUAAAGGGGUUCUGAAUGUUCUGAUGAACUGCCAGUGGCAAAGCCUUUGGUGCCAGGUGGACAACAGUGUACUGAAGAUGUUCAGAGAGGAGGGCUGCCAGGAGAGUCCCCAGUACACAGUACAGCUGAGGGGCUGCCAGGUCCAACCAGGCCUCGACACGCCUCAGGCCUAUCGCAUCACUGUGGUCCAACAUGGAGACCCAGUCGCUGUACUGGAGGCCAGCUGUGCGGAUGAAAAAGAGCAGUGGAUCCAGCUCCUACAGGAGGGGUGUAUUAGUCAUGAUCACUCUGACCCUCUUUACCACCGUGAUGCAAUGCCUGCUGGAGCCCUCAGUGGUUUGAAGGAAAAAAGGUUCCCAACCUCAAACAUGUACAUAGACGACCCCUUUAACCAGCUCUGUGGAAGUGGCCUCUCACAACCAGUCUACUCCAACACUGCCAUACUGGAGCACAUGUUCCAGAAUUCCCAAAACCUUGGCGGAAAAGACUCAGUGUCGUCUAAGGAUACAGUCAACUAUAGCAACUCUGAGAUCUUUAACAACCACACUAGGAAAUCCUGUGAAGUUGAGCGGGGAGUUCAGAAACUGGACUUGACUGGGAAGAGGCGGAUGCAGCUGAGAGCCGGGUCAGAGAUGAAUCUUGUCACUGCAGGGAAGCCCAAACGCACCUCCUUCAGACAGUCUUUGGCCUUCUGUACAGAUCGGGCACAGGGCGGUUUCUUCACUCCACUACUACGUAGGACUGCCUCAGCUAAAAACUCACUGAAAAGGGCACCGUCUGCCCUCUUUAUUGAGCACGGCAAGGUGUUUCAGAGAAAGAAGGAGUGGGAGACAAAGGCCUCAACUUGAUACUGGUCGUUACGAUAACAAUUACCUUGUAUAUAUUGCCUGAUUUGUAUUAGUAGAUAUAUAUAUAUAUAUAUAUAUAUAUAUAUAUUGCACUGAACAACAUAUUAACCGUGCAUGUGGAUCAUGCACUAAGGUUUGUAUUUCUUUUUUUAAAUUGAUACAUCAAGUAAUUUGCUAGGGGUCUUAGACCCGUUUCCCCCUGCUCUAAAAAACACUUUUUCAUGGGAAAUAUGAUAAAUACAAUUCUAUUGAAAACCUUUGCGAGGACUGACUAAAGAAUUCAGGUUGUCUCUUUGAGGUGUAACAUUUGUUGUUUUGUCUUAAAGCAUAGUAUGUCUAAUUUUGUCUAUGUAUGUAUAAAUAUUCACAAAACUUGACUUUGCACUGUUAUCACCACUUGAGUUACAAUAAAUAUACAAUGUUUAAAUCAGGAAAAUCACAUAUGUACAUAGAUAUUAAAUUAUGUCAUGUUCACCUUAUACACUUCUGUGGUAUGAUUUAAACAGCAGUCUACAACAUGAAAAUAAGAUGGCAUCAUCAUUUUCUUUUUUGUACCAUUACGUUUCGCUUCGUAUCACUGAGAUGUUUUACCUCCGUGAAAUAUUUUGUAAUACAUUUUCAAGUAUUGUUUUUUAAUUUGUUUGUUACAUUUUGGAUGGCCUACAAAUUGCUGUAAACUAAUAACUGUGGUAAUAAAACACUAAUUGCAAAAGUGUUUGCAUUUUCUAAAUGUAAUUGAGUUAUAAACAAAACAGAAAGUUAAUAAUAGGUGUCAAACUCAACCAUUGACUUGACAUUAGAUGUUACAUGAUGCCAGUGGCGGUCACUACCAUUAGGCAAGGUAGGCAGCGGCCUAUGGCUUCUGAAG
Messenger RNA from Esox lucius (northern pike), 2830 nucleotides. RefSeq names its product actin filament-associated protein 1-like 2. The record is from RefSeq and is a predicted model, not a curated record. Gene Ontology annotation, molecular function: SH3 domain binding; SH2 domain binding. Bases 82 to 1962 code for a protein of 626 amino acids. Lineage: Eukaryota; Metazoa; Chordata; Actinopteri; Esociformes; Esocidae. The transcript is spliced from 17 exons. Gene Ontology annotation, biological process: regulation of interleukin-6 production; positive regulation of DNA-templated transcription; regulation of mitotic cell cycle. Gene Ontology annotation, cellular component: cytosol.